AUGGGCUAGAAAAGGAUAAAUUGAUGCUGUGUGUGGAAAUCUGGAAAUCCAUAUUCCGAGCUGACGUCAUUCAUUAGACGAUGGGGUUGCGCCGACGCUGGGCGUCGCGACGCAGUUUUCAGGAGCGAAGUCAUAUAAGAACGAUUCGUGUUACAGUUUCAGAAUUAACAAUAGGUGCAAAAAUUUUGAAAAUGUAUACUUAAUUUUGUUGAAACUUAUACAUAAAAACAAUAAUUAAUUGAGUACCUUCCUCAGUUUGGCGUCGACUCCCUGUUUGAUACAGUCCUCACCUUUUAAGCUGAGAAUUUUUCCAAUAAAACAGCUGUUUCUUGGGUCCUCUGCCAUUCUUACUCAUUGGAAAGAAAUCAGUGCAAUAUGUUUAGGGAAAAGUGUCUAAUGCCAUUAUGUUUAAUAUUUUGUUUAUUUAUUGGAGUGUCCAGAAGUUUCGAAUUCAAACAUCAUGACAAUCAGGAGCUGUUCCAUGUUUUAAGGGAUGUCAACACAAAAUGCAAGAAUAUCACAAGAGUUUAUGCCCUGAACGAACCCUCAGUACUUGGAGUUCCAUUGUACUUGAUCGAAUUCACCACAAAACCUGGCCGCCAUGAAGUGUUAAAACCAGAAUUCAAAUACAUUGCAAACAUGCAUGGAAACGAAGUGCUUGGUAGAGAACUGCUUCUGAAAUUGGCAGAUUACUUAUGCGAAGAAUACCUCAAUGGGAAUCCCCAAAUCAGAGCUCUGAUAGAAACUACUAGGAUUCAUUUCAUGCCCAGCAUGAAUCCUGAUGGUUGGCAAUUGGCUACUGAUACGGGCGGUCAAGACUUUCUUAUUGGAAGAACCAACAACAACUCAGUAGAUCUAAACAGAAACUUCCCAGAUCUGGACAGGAUCGUUUUUGAUAACGAAGAGCAAAACGUUGAUAGAAACAACCACUUACUCGACGAGGUCACUAGACUUAUUGAUCCGCUGCAACCGGAAACCCGAUCUGUAAUUCGCCUGAUAAUGCAAAUUCCAUUCGUCCUAAGCGCCAAUCUUCACGGUGGAGAUUUAGUGGCAAACUACCCGUAUGAUGAAAGCAGAUCAGGAAGUCAAAAAGACGAGUAUACAGCUACACCUGAUGAUAAUACAUUCAGACAACUUGCUUUGGCAUAUUCCACAAGCCAUGUGGAUAUGGCAAGUCCUAAAAGAAGAGGAUGCGGCGACGGAGAUAGUGCAAAAUUCGCUAAACAAGGCGGUAUAACUAAUGGAGCUAAAUGGUAUAGUUUGCAAGGUGGUAUGCAGGAUUUUAACUAUCUAUCCAGUAACGAUUUUGAGCUAACUUUGGAGUUGGGUUGCGACAAAUAUCCUCCAGCGAGUAUUUUGGAAACAGAAUGGCAGAGAAACAAGAAUGCUUUGAUCAACUACAUUUGGCAGAGUCACAUUGGAAUAAAAGGGAUAAUUUACGACGUUGAUACGCAUCAACCGAUAAGCAAUGCUGUUAUUCAUGUUACAAAUGUAACUAAUGGCCAAUCGAAUGAAGUCAGGCAUGAUAUUACUUCAGUCUAUGGUGGUGAUUACUACAGACUUCUUACCCCGGGCACUUAUAAAGUAACCGCAUACAAAAUGGGAUACCUUCCUCACAGUAAACUGGUGACAGUGGUCAAUAAUCCUUAUACGCAAGCUCAAAGAGUGGAUUUUCCUAUUAAAGCCGUUUCGGACUCUGCCUUUAUCGAUCCUGACAAUUACAUCAGCCCGAAGAUCGAUGAUCAAUACGCCAGAAGGAACCAAGACUGGGCAGCAUGGGUUGAAGAAACAGAACCGAUUUUAGAACCAAUAGCUAUUGCUUAAAACAGCUGGAAGUAGCUCAAAUUUCCAGAAAUAUUAACCAGAAGUAAACAAACUAUUUCAAAUUAGAUUUUCCUCUAAUGAAUUUAUUUUAUUUAUGAAAAUAGUUACUAUUACAGGGAGACAAAACUACUUGAUUACUUUAUUCAUUAUCUUACCUAUGAUUGAUACAAAGAUAUUUGAUACUAAAUCCCACUAGACAGAAAAAACAGGAAGCAUUUUAAUUCCUUCAAAUUAUAGGUUUGUAGGUAUAGCAACUUUGACUGAAAUUAAUGUAAUUCUUGAAAACUAAUUGAGUGUAUAUUUAGUCAAAAUAGAUUAUGCAUUUGUCUCGCAGUUUCUGUAGUAUAUUUAUUGAUACACUAAAAUCAAGUAUUAUCAUCUAAUGUUAUGUGCAAAAUAGCUUUUGAAUAUAUUUCGAAAAAUCUUUUGGAAGAGAGUAUUCACCAGAGUAAGGUUUAAAAAAAAAAACGCACAAAAAAGGGUCCUUCCUAAUGUUAUCAGUAAAAAUAUAUGAAAAAAUAAAUUUUGUUGAUGUAGUUGUUAGUAAAAUUUUAUUUUUAUUUGAUUAUUACUUGAAGAAAAAGACAAUGUUGUAAUCAUAUCUGAAUAAACACAAUAAACAUUGUAUUGUAUUUCAUUAGAGUAAAAUGCAACCUAUAGGUACAUUUAGAGGGUAAUGUACAGUCUGACACACGAAUGAACCUUGGCAACAUGUGAAGUAGUAGAGGGAAAAACAUGUAUCAAUCUCCUAGUCUCACUAGGCGUGCCCACAUUCUUUCCACACAGGUUCGUUCAGUUGUCGCACUGUAUGUAUAUAUAUUUGAAGGGAAAUUUUAUUUUCAAUAUGUAAACAGACAAAGUUUAUAGAAAAAGCAAAAUUAGAUAAAAGAUCUGGAUUCAUGGGGUAAGUAUCUGAAAAUUUAAAAUUAAAUGCUUCAAUGUCAGUCAUGUUUCCUCUUUUCCGAAUAGUAUUUAGAGGAUGAGCUUUUGCUGCUGCUUUUGCUUUUUUUAUCAUCA
Ceutorhynchus assimilis (cabbage seed weevil) is the source of this 2841-nucleotide messenger RNA. Lineage: Eukaryota; Metazoa; Arthropoda; Insecta; Coleoptera; Curculionidae. The record is from the annotation of a GenBank genome assembly.